This is a messenger RNA of Austrofundulus limnaeus, 1506 nucleotides long. It is a transcript of the gene cd34, whose product is annotated as CD34 molecule. Bases 154 to 1008 code for a protein of 284 amino acids. The record is from RefSeq and is a predicted model, not a curated record. The transcript has 8 exons. Gene Ontology annotation, cellular component: membrane. Gene Ontology annotation, biological process: cell adhesion. NCBI's taxonomy places the organism in Eukaryota, Metazoa, Chordata, Actinopteri, Cyprinodontiformes, Rivulidae.
AGCCUGGCUUUAUCCUUCUUGUCUGUCCUGCUCAUUCAGACCUCACAGGAAACGUCCACCUCCCUCAGCCCACCAGCUCGCCUUCACUUCUCAAACUUUUUUGCCUUCACACACAGUGURUCCUGCCGCCUGCGCUGAGUCAGACUUGAAAGGAUGUCUGCAUCCAUGUGGAGAAUGAAUGGGCUCUGUGGAAGCAUGGCUGGAGCUCUGCUGCUCUGCACUAUGUUGUUUAGUUGUGGGGUGAUGGGUGAGGGUGAACACUCCAAUUCCACUCAGUCAAAUGGCACUGGAGGACCUUCAGUUGUUAAUACUACUUCUGCAGCCCAUACACAACCCAAAUCUUCAGACAAAAGCAUUUCCAAUUCAGAUGAUCAUGUUACCACCCCUUCUCUUACCAAUUUGAGUGACUCCUCUGUUAAAACGUUUUCGCCUAACGUACAAUGUGUUGGAAAAGAGGACAUCCCAGAACAGACUGCCGUCAAGGCCGAAGUACAAAAAACAAAUGACUGUGAAGAAACAAAGCGUAUUAUUGAAGAAAAUCCUUCAAGUUGGUGCAGCUCUGAUAACUGCAGUCUAAAAAUCUUCCAAGAGGGUAAAACAGUGCUGGUGAGCAGCCGUGAUGUUAAGCCAGCUGCAAUAGCUGAAGCCCUACAGAGUGAAAAUGUGAAAAAAGGGCUGGGUCUGACAAAGACUGAGGCCCCAUCAUCAUCAGGUCCGUCUGUCUUUGUGGGAAUCCUGGUCUCCGGUCUCCUUGUUGCCAUUGGAAUCAUUGCAUGGUACUUCAAAUGUCAACGUAAGCCUGGCGCUAAGGACGCAAAGCUGGCAGAGGAGGCCUUUCCAGUGGAUAAGGAGAAUCAGGGGAACACCCUUGCAUCUGAAGCCCCUCUGAAUCCCCCUCCUGAAACCCAGGAGAAGCCUGUUAACGGAGAGUCCCCUGAGGCAGACAAGAACCCCCCUCCCCCCACCAACGGCCACUCCACUGCCAAGACAGCAGACACCGAGCUGUAAAAAGUCAUGCAUCUAUCCCAACAACACGUUUAUUCUCAAACACAUAUUUACAUUUUGAACCCAAACUGAAGUCAAGAAGACGUGGGGGACGAAAACAGUCUUCCAUACAUCAGCACUCAUUUGUUAAAGUCCUGUUUCMCUUAGGCUGCAUUUCUCAACAAUCCACAGGAGAACUAGUCUAAAGAUGACAAUACUGGAAGAAAUGGAGAUACUGAUGAUGAUGAUCAGCUCCUGGGUCGUUGACAGCACGUCACCUGGUUGAAAAGUGUAACCAAGUCCUUUACUAAUACAUCAUAACCACAUAAAAAACUUUAUGUUUUAAAAUUUGAAAAGCCAUAACAGAGGAGAAACAAACGUGACUGCCUUGAGAUCUGUUUGCAAACUUGUCAGAAAGGAAAAAAAGAAACUGGGCUCUCAUCUUGCUUUGCCAUACAAGCAAGAUGAGCUCAGUGUGUGUGUGUGUGUGUGUGUGUGUGUGUGUGUGUGUGUGUGUGUGUG